Molecule: messenger RNA, 267 nt
Organism: Paramuricea clavata
Lineage: Eukaryota; Metazoa; Cnidaria; Anthozoa; Malacalcyonacea; Plexauridae
Source: the annotation of a GenBank genome assembly
AUGCAGAGAUCAGAUGGGAUUUAUGGCGCACUUACUGUCAGGCAAUCGCGAACUGUGGAAUAUAACAAUGAUACAUAUGAUUAUGACUUACCCGAACAUAAAAUGCUGCUUUCUGAUUGGCUAGACAGACCUGUACUUGAUAAAUUCAUCGCUCAUCAUCAUAGUAAUGGAAAUAAUAAACCAGAGGCGUUCCUUAUUAAUGGAAAAGGCAAAAGACAAGGUUUUCUAGAUCCAGUCUCCAACAAGACGAUCUACACGGAACGUGAG